Molecule: messenger RNA, 2674 nt
Organism: Girardinichthys multiradiatus
Lineage: Eukaryota; Metazoa; Chordata; Actinopteri; Cyprinodontiformes; Goodeidae
Gene: mapk15
Product: mitogen-activated protein kinase 15
Exons: 15
Coding region: 324-1937 (537 amino acids)
Biological process (GO): protein phosphorylation; intracellular signal transduction
Cellular component (GO): nucleus; cytoplasm
Molecular function (GO): ATP binding; MAP kinase activity
Source: RefSeq, a predicted model, not a curated record
UGAUGGUUUCUAUGUGAAGGACAAGCUCAGUUGGAUAAACACAUCAUGAGCAAAAAGUAUGAAUCAGCAAACGUGUCAGAAGUGGAGGAGCACAUUUCUGUCAAAUAUGAGAUCAAGAAGAGAAUUGGAAAAGGGAUCAGCUGGUGUGUUACAAAACUCGGUCCAAGCCUUUUGUUUUCCUUCCCUGUGGCUGUCACAGAGACUAAGCCUACGGCAUUGUAUGGAAAGCAGCUGACCGACAGACGGGGGAAACUGUGGCAGUGAAAAAAAUCUUUGAUGCUUUCAGAAACAGGACAGAUGCCCAGCGGACAUUCAGGGAAAUCAUGUUCCUGCAGGAGUUCGGAGAUCACCCCAACGUCGUCAAACUCUUAAAUGUUAUCCGAGCCCAAAAUGACAAAGACAUUUAUCUCAUCUUUGAAUACAUGGAUACAGACUUGCACGCUGUGAUUAAGAAAGGCUCUCUUCUUAAAGAUAUCCACAAGCGUUAUGUGAUGUACCAGCUCCUCAAGGCCAACAAGUACCUCCAUUCAGGAAAUGUUAUUCACAGAGACCAAAAGCCUUCCAACGUACUCCUGGACACCGACUGCAUCGUCAAGCUCUGUGACUUCGGCUUGGCCAGAUCUCUCAACCAGAUCCAGGAGGACAGUGGGAAUCCGGCCCUGACAGAGUACGUGGCCACGCGGUGGUAUCGGGCUCCUGAGAUCCUGCUUGGAUCAACAAGGUACACCAAAGGUGUGGACAUGUGGAGCCUGGGCUGUAUCUUGGGAGAGAUGCUGCUGGGAAAAGCACUGUUUCCCGGAACUUCAACCAUCAACCAAAUAGAGAAGAUUAUGAGUGCCAUUCUUCAUCCCAGCCCAGAAGAUAUUCUCGCCAUCAAGUCUGAAUAUGGAUCCUCUGUCAUUCAGAGAAUGUUACUGAAACCGCAGGUGCCUUUGGAGGAUCUUCUCCAACCGUCUGUGCCUCCUGAUGCUCUGGACCUGCUGAAGGGUUUGUUGGUUUUUAACCCUGACAAGCGGCUGACUGCAGAGCAGGCCCUUCGGCACCCAUAUGUAGCCAGGUUCCAUAAUCCAGCCAAAGAGCCAGCUCUCAGCUAUGAUGUAGUCCUGGCAGUGGACGAUGAUGUGCAAUUAUCUGUGGUUCAGUACCGCAACAAAUUAUACGAGAUGAUACUGGAAAGGAGAACACAUCAAGGGGUGCUGAGACUACCAAACUAUAGAGACUGUGGAGAUAGCCAGGAGAAAUCCAGUGCAAGGAGGUGUGACAAAGGAGAUGGAGUCCCUGAAGCUGCAGCGUCCACAAACGAUGAAGGGAAACAACACAAUCAGGAGACUGGAGAGACAAACCGUGAGCCUUCACAUGCAGGGGUCACAAAAACUGAGGCUGCCAGUGCCUCAACGUCUUCUGCUAUGGAGAAGGCAACCCCACUAAAUGGCCAUGGCUUUGGAAAACCAUCGUAUAACCCCAUCACUCAUGCUCCAAAUGGUUUUAAUCGGGCUCGUCACUGUUCUGCAACCAGCAGGAACCCAGCAGGACAAACCAGAAAUGGAAAUGCAAUUACGCCACCAGCAGAAGGCAACGACUCUAAUGUAUCCAUGGAUCAGAUCCUCCAUCGGGGUCGCUCAGCCACUGUGGUUCACAACCGUUCCUUCUCUUCGACCCUAAAUCAAACCCAGAACAACCCUUUAGUCCGCAAAGAUGAGACAUCUUUAGCUGCUGGGCUGCAUAUCUCUUCAGCUCGACUGAACCAGCGCUCCAGUUCUCAGGCUCGUGACGCUCAUCCACCACCACGGUUCAGCAAGAAAGUGUUUCAGAACAAUUGCAACGUGGCCGCUGCUGGUGACCCACGGGCCAAAUUAGGCAGCUAUACCCAAGCCUAUGGCACCAUCAACAAGACGGAACUGGAUAAUCUUGUUCGGAGCCGCCCUCAUAAACAAUAGCUUUUAUAAUAUCAGAGGUUAUGUAGAAGGAGAUGGUUACAUGUAUUUGGACACACAACAAACUUUGUUUUAAUCAUCUUGUGAUGAAAUCUAGCUGGAAAACAGCUGUUGUACAGAAAGGCUACGAUUUACUCAAUCAGUUUGGCUCAUGACUUAUGAAAAGUCAAUGAUGAUUGGGUCUUCUGCAUUUACUAUAUUAGACUGGCUUAUUUGGAUGUUGGUAUGUAAUUUUUCUGAAGGAUUAAUGAAACUUUAUUCCUUGGUAGAGUGAAAUACUAACCAUUAAAAGAAAGCAAAAGGUUUAGAGACCCAAAUUCUUAGGGUACAGAAUCUUGUUGCCUCUUGAUGAGAAGCAGAUAAUUUGGUUGUUGGUUAUAAAUUGUGUGAGUGGAAUAUGCCCCACUAUAUGUUGAGAACGUCCUCUACACAAGCUAAAUUGCCCAGGAUAUAUUUGCAAGAGUCAUAAAUAGGGGCUUAACAGGAGCCAAAGGUACUUUUUGAUUUAUCUGGGUGUUUUGAAAGUUUGACUGAGUCAGGACCUCUCACGUCAAUGUAAAAACAAACCCAACAGCCUAAUGGUUUAACAUCAUAUUAAAAAAUCACCUAAGUGGUUUGAAGAUGGGCACAUAAUAACUGUAAAAUAUGCAAAUAGAUGUUUUAAUAAAUGAUUGUAAUGAGUAAUUUAUAUUAAUGUGAACACCAGCAAUAAACCUUGUUCUAUGUGCAAACAGAAAACU